CGGCCGCCGUCCCCAGUCUCUGUGUGUCUUCCCGGUCCCUUCCCGUCUCCGCCUGUGCCUCUUCCCGGUCCCUUCCCGUCUCUCCUCGUCCUCUCCCGCGGUGGCGGGCCGCGGAGCAUGAGGUGCCCUGGCCGCCUCUGAGCGCUCGCACACCGUCCCUCGCAGAGGCGCGGGGCUUUCCCCGCUGCCUGCCCCGGUAUGGAGGAGAAGUACAGCGGGCAGGCCUUGGCCGCCGGCGGCGUGCUGGGUCCCGUGGAUGUGCCGAGCGCCCGGCUGACUCGGUACAUCGUGCUGCUGUGCUUCACCAAGGUUCUGAAAGCCGUGGGGCUGUUUGAAUCUUAUGAUCUCCUGAAAGCUGUCCACCUCGUGCAGUUUAUCUUUAUAGUGCAGAUGGGGUCUGCCUUUUUUAUGGUUUUGUUUCAAAAACCAUUUUCUUCUGGAAAAGUAGUAACUAAGCGUCAGUGGAUCAAAAUUUUUAAGCAUGCUGUUGUGGGAUGUAUCAUUUCACUCUUGUGGUUUUUUGGCCUUACUCUUUGUGGACCACUGAGGACUUUGUUGCUGUUUGAACACAGUGAUGUGGUUGUGUUAUCGCUCCUUAGUGUCUUGUUCACAAGCUCAGGUGGAGGACCAGCAAAGACAAGAGGUGCUGCAUUUUUCAUCAUAGCUGUCAUCUGCUUACUACUUUUUGAUAAUGAUGACCUCAUGGCUAAAAUAGCAGAACAUCCUGAGGGGCAUCAUGAUAGUGCACUUACCCAUGUUCUGUAUACAAUCAUUGCUUUCCUGGGUGUUGCAGAUCACAAGGGGGGGGUACUGCUCCUGGUACUGGCAUUGUGUUGCAAGGUUGGUUUUCACAUGGCUUCCCGAAAACUUUCUGUAGAUGUAGGUGGAGCCAAGCGUCUUCAAGCUUUGUCUCAUCUUGUUUCUGUCCUUCUGUUGUGCCCAUGGGUCAUUGUUCUCUCUCUGACAACAGAGAGUAAAGUAGAGUCUUGGUCUUCACUCGUCAUGCCUUUCGUAACAGUCAUCUUUUUUGUUGUGAUCCUGGAUUUCUAUGUGGAGUCUAUAUGCUCUGUCAAGAUGGAAGCUUCCACGUGUGCUCGUUAUGGAUCCUUUCUUAUUUUCAUUAGUGCACUGCUUUUUGGCAACUUCUGGACACAUCCUAUAACAGACCAGCUUCGAUCUAUGAACAGGCCAACACACCAUGAAAGCACAGAGCACGUUCUUUCUGGAGGUGUGGUAGUGAGUGCUGUCUUCUUCAUUUUAUCUGCCAAUAUCCUGUCCUCCCCCUCCAGGAAAGGGCAGAAGGGUACCCUUAUUGGCUAUUCCCCUGAAGGCAUACCUCUCUAUAACUUCAUGGGUGAUGCAUUACAGCAGAGCUCUCAGUCAUUACCCCGGUUUAUUAAGGAGUCACUGAAGCAAAUCCUCGAGGAGUAUGAUUCUAGGCAGAUCUUCUAUUUCUUGUGCCUAAAUCUGGCUUUCACUUUUGUGGAGCUUUUUUAUGGAGUAUGGACCAAUAGCCUUGGUCUUAUUUCUGAUGGAUUUCACAUGCUUUUUGAUUGUUCUGCAUUAGUGAUGGGGCUUUUUGCAGCUCUGAUGACAAGAUGGAAAGCAACUCGCAUAUUUUCCUAUGGAUAUGGACGUGUAGAAAUUCUUUCUGGAUUUAUUAAUGGCCUCUUUCUGAUGGUAAUUGCUUUCUUUGUCUUCAUGGAAUCAGUGGCCAGACUCGUGGAUCCCCCAGACAUAGACACAAAUAUGCUAACUCCAGUCUCUGUUGGAGGGCUGAUCGUAAACCUCGUUGGUAUCUGUGCCUUCAGCCACGCACACUCCCAUGGGGCUUCUCGAGGAGGUUGUCACUCACACGAUCACAGCCAUUCCCACCAUGGGCACAGCCACAGCCAUGGGCAUGGCCAUUCCCACAGUGACCAUGGGCACAGCCACGGACAUUCCCAUGGGUCUUCUGGAGGGGGCAUGAAUGCCAACAUGAGAGGUGUGUUCCUGCAUGUUUUGGCAGACACUCUUGGCAGUGUUGGUGUUAUUGUAUCCACGAUAUUUAUCCAACAAUUUGGAUGGCUCAUAGCUGAUCCACUCUGCUCUCUUUUUAUUGCUACAUUGAUUUUUCUUAGUGUUAUCCCUCUACUGAAAGAUGCCUGUCAAGUGCUUUUGUUGAGGAUUCCUCCAGAACAGGAGAAAGACCUGCACACUGCUUUAGAAAAGAUUCAGAAAAUAGAGGGAGUCAUAUCCUACAGAGAUCCUCACUUUUGGUGUCACUCUGCAAGUGUUGUGGCUGGUACAAUACACGUGCAAGUGGUAUCAGAUGUGACAGAACAGAGAAUUGUACAGCAGGUUACAGCAAUUCUGAAAGAUGCUGGUGUAAACAACCUAACUGUCCAAGUGGAAAAGGAAGCUUAUUUUCAACACAUGUCCGGACUCAGUACAGGGUUUCAGGAUGUCCUUGCAAUGACCCAGCAACUGGAAUCCAUGAAACACUACAAAGAUGGUACUUAUAUCAUGUGAUACAAAGUUGUGUUCACCAAAGGGGAUGUAAACUCUGAAACUGUAGUAUUCCAUAUUUGUCUUACUUUUUUCAGGAAAUCUUGCUCAUACAUAUACAGAAACAAAUGUACUAUGUCUUUUACUUUUUUUAAGCAUACUAUCUUUAUUAAAAUUGGAUCAAGAUGCUUUUAUAAAGGAAAUAAGAUGGACUUGAAUAUUUGCUGUAUAUUGAAAUAAUUGAGAUAUUAAAUACUGUGCUUGGUGUAUAUUAAACAGGUUUUGCAGCUUGUGGAUUAGCACGGAUAUAUUCCAUACUUCAAGUACAGAACAUCAUUAUUGUCAUUUCAUGUUAGCAUUGGGAAGCUAAGUAGCUUAUACUGGCAUGCAAACAUAAACUACUGAAAAAAAUUUUUUUUUCUUUCAAACACAACUUGGAGACUCUUCAAAGAGUGAAAUUUACAUGUUUAUUAUGGGGAUUAAAAAAAAGAUAAAUUUGUGGGUUUUGCACACUUUGUUAGGUAAUAGGAAUAUAGAGGUUUUGUAUUAUGUCUCAGCAUACAAAUCUGAAUUCUAAACUUAAUAUGUCAGAGCAAAUAGAUGUUACCAUUUUAAAUUUAUAUAAAAUUAUUUUUUUAAGGAGAGAAAUCCACAGGUUAGCAGUGACAAAUUGGGAGGAGAAAAACUUGCUGACACUUUUUUGUUUCCUGGGAAGAGUCAGAAUCAAAAAAUGGCUCUGUAAAAUAAUCUUUUGUACUUUUGUAUGAAUAAUUGCAAAUGCAAUAUUUUGAAGCCUAAAGUAAUUGAUCAGUUAGCAUCCUAGCACUCAGCUAAAUUUAACCUCUUCAGGAUAUGUUUUUCUGCCAUUUAUUCUAUUUUUUUUCAUAAUGCUGUAACCCAGCUGCAGGUGUACUGUAUGCAGAUUUACCUUUGUUUAUUACCCAAGGAAGCAGUCCAGCUUUAGAACACAAAACUUUCCAACCAUCUGGAGCCUGGCAGGUUGCUAAAACAGACUGUAAAUGGAGUUCUUGACUGAAAUGAGAAAGAGUGUGUUUAAGAAAGAAUUUUUCAUGUUGGGGUCUGAAUACUGUGAAGAAAAAAAACAAAUCUGUAGUGAAAACCAUUCAGCUUGGUAAUAACCUAUGUUAUCAGACAUAGUUAUCCUUACAUCUGUUUACAGUCUUCCUGAGCCCUCUUUUCUUCUUGUCUGAAGCCCUUGAAUAUUUUCUGUGGAAUGCAGCAAAUCAUUUCAGUGGUUAGCAAGAGUGAGUAUAUCUUUCCUCAUUCCCUGUAUCAUGGCAGUUUUAUUUUGUUACACUUGUUUUUUGGUUCUGGUAUUUAGCAUCAGUACCUGAGUAUCAUAAGAAAGACUGGACUUGAUCUUACUGUAAUUCAAGAACAGAGUGAUGUGGGAAUUACAUGCUCAGGUCAGUUUCCCAGGCACUGCAGUUCGAGAUGUCCUUGAGGAAAUCUGCUUCUCUUGUGAUCAGACUGUUUAUAACAAGUGCACAGUUUCUUUUGUAACUGAUAAACAAGUUUGUGUUCCUUUCUGUUCCUCCCAUGCAAUGUUAAAACACUAUCCACAGUACAGAACUGCCUAGAAAAACUGGUCAGAAAGGCCCUAAAAGUUACAUUGCUUUUACAUAGGGGGGUGAAGGCUGGCUGUACAAGUUACAGUCCUUCAUUUCUCAGGACAGUGGUGCAGAACCAGCCGAGUUCUCAAAGCCUGAUCAUGGUUUUCUUGCAAUUUAUGCCUUUGGCAGGGGUUUUCUUGCUCUGCCCCCCCCUAAGGAUUCAGGUCAGUUGAAUAUGUGCUGUUCCUGUUUGUGGUGAUUGUACUGGAGCUGACAGCAUUUCACCAGACUGAGCCUUAGUCCCAUCGUGAUGGGCAGAUGAAAAGAAGGCUGAUUUUUUUCAAAUCAAGUUAGUGUAAUAAGGUUGAAAAGCCUGCAUUCUUGACACAACUUUCCCUUGAUAAAUGGCACAUUUCCUACUUCAGCUGCUAGCAACAGGACCCAAAAAAAGUGGCUGGGACCAUGUAAAGUCAUCACGACAGUGAAAUUAGCUCUUACCUGCAUAAUUCAUUGGCAAGUGCACACCUGCACUGUAACACGCAUUUAGCAGCUUUUUGUGUGUUACCCAACAUGCAUACACAGUGUUUUUCCUGGCUACCCUGACAGGGAGACUAGCAAUAAACAUUAUCAUAAAUUUGUUUAACAAGAGCCUGUAUCUGACAAUAAAAAAGGGUUCAGGUUCCCCCCACCCACCCACAAGAUCUAUUAGAACUGUACUGUAAGAGUAGGUUUUCAAAUCACAGGUAUAAGCUAAUUGAUCUAUAUUUUAAUAAGUACUGCAGAUUGUUGUAGAGCCACUUGGUUUGUAUGUGGACUUGCAACAUGAUAAUUUCAACGGUGAAACAAAGUUCUAGAACAAACUCUAGGUAUGUGUUGUACAUCCUCCAGCAAGCAAUAUAUGUGUAUACAAUGAGGAAAAAAUAAAUGUGUUUUUCAAUGA
Molecule: messenger RNA, 5001 nt
Organism: Calypte anna (Anna's hummingbird)
Lineage: Eukaryota; Metazoa; Chordata; Aves; Apodiformes; Trochilidae
Gene: SLC30A5
Product: solute carrier family 30 member 5
Exons: 16
Coding region: 199-2511 (770 amino acids)
Biological process (GO): intracellular zinc ion homeostasis; zinc ion transport; transmembrane transport
Cellular component (GO): Golgi apparatus; membrane
Molecular function (GO): zinc ion transmembrane transporter activity
Source: RefSeq, a predicted model, not a curated record